GGCCAACGGAACUUUCAUGCCCUAGGGGGUGAACGAUACAACCAGCUCUGCGUCCCCACUGCCUGAAGACACCAUGGCUACCAACGAGAACAUUUCUUCAUCUGUGUUGAAUAGAUUGAUCAAGGAGGUCAAAGAUUACACCAAGCAACCGGUUUCAGAUGUCACCCUGCAAGUGAACGAAGAGAACGUCACUGAUCUUAGAGCGGAGAUCUCUGGACCAGCUGAAACUCCAUUCCAUGGAGGAGUUUUCAAGAUCAAGCUCGUGUUCGGGCCUGAUUUCCCAUCUGCGCCGCCGAAAGGCUUUUUCAUCACACCAAUCUUUCAUCCGAACAUCGCCAAGAACGGAGAGAUCUGUGUGAAUACUCUCAAGAAGGACUGGAAGUCUGACUGCAAGCUCGGCCACAUCUUGAUGGUGGUUCGAUGCCUGCUGAUAGAGCCGAACCCUGAGUCCGCUCUCAACGAGGAGGCUGGAAGGCUCUUCAUGGAGGACUACGAGUCGUACUUCCAGCGGGCACAGCUUAUGACGAAGAUCCAUGCGACCAGGGAGAGUGCUCCGACUGAGAAGAACAUCGAGAGCAUCGGGGGGGAGAAGCCCAGCAGCAUCUCAACUGCGGGCAAGAAAGAGGAAAAGAAGAAGGAUGACAAGAAAAGGAGCCUCAAGAGGCUCUGAUGGCGAUCGUGAAGUGUAUUAACUGAUAGACUUAUUGACAACUGGUUUAGCUGAGGGAGAUUUGUACAUCCAACAGUCGGGGAAUAAAGACCCGAUAACG
This is a messenger RNA of Guillardia theta CCMP2712, 770 nucleotides long. RefSeq lists its product as hypothetical. Lineage: Eukaryota; Cryptophyceae; Pyrenomonadales; Geminigeraceae. Bases 74 to 670 code for a protein of 198 amino acids. The transcript is spliced from 6 exons. The record is from RefSeq and is a predicted model, not a curated record.